Cryptococcus wingfieldii CBS 7118 is the source of this 2175-nucleotide messenger RNA. RefSeq lists its product as hypothetical. Lineage: Eukaryota; Fungi; Basidiomycota; Tremellomycetes; Tremellales; Cryptococcaceae. The record is from RefSeq and is a predicted model, not a curated record. Gene Ontology annotation, cellular component: nucleus; Slx1-Slx4 complex. The transcript is spliced from 6 exons. Bases 1 to 2175 code for a protein of 724 amino acids. Gene Ontology annotation, biological process: DNA replication; DNA repair.
AUGGCCUCGUCGACUUCAUUAUUGUCUACCUCACCCUCAUCCUCCGACGAACCACAGUUCAUCGGCCGCUCGAGUUCUUCGUCUAAAGCGACAGCGGCACCCCGUCCCAUCCCCCACCAGACAUGUUGCCCCACGCAGGUGGUCCAAGAAGCACACAAUGGCGUAAUUCAACCCUCGAGAAUCUCCAGCAUGAAGAGCCUCGCACAUAAAUACAACUUCAAUGAUUCCGGGCCUUCCUCGGGCACGGUCAACGGACGAAGUCAGGUGCGCCAUACUACCCCAGGCAGCGAGUCAGAAGAUCCUCCUCUACGGGCAAGGACGCAUCCACGUCAGAAAAAGGCCUCUCAGGCGAUAGCAAGAACGAGACCAGCCACACAAAACACAACGUUGUUGUUACCGGGUCUGCUGCCGGACUUGAUAUCGUCCCCAGCGCCUGUACCCGACUGGCUUGGCCGGACUGCGGUCCUGUUGAAACUCAAAGAUUGUCCCGUGUGCAGAACUAGGUGGAAAGGUAAAGAGAGCGGAAUGUUCCGAUGGAGACACAUCUCCACUUGUCGUCCACCGCUCUAUAGAUCACCCAAUGCCCCUCCCAAUUUGCAACAGAUGAUUCAUGAUGCGCUAUCUGUCCGCUCAGCACCCAACACCCUUCUCGAGCUUCAUGCCGGCUCGAUAGCUCAAGCCGAGGGUGCACUCGCCGCCCAAGGCUCGUCGAAUGGGCUCGCAAGCGUCACCAGUGUAAAGCGCAGUGAUUUGCGGGGAGAGGCUUGGGAUGAUGAGGUAAUCGAUCGCAUUCGGGGCUGGAUUGGGCAUUCGAGCCCCCCGCCCUUAUUCAACCAAGCCACCUCCGCGUAUAACAUAGACCCUCCCCCACCCUCGAACUCGCAUCGUCGCACGUCCCAAAAUGACGCAGACAGGGUCCCAUACCUCGCGACACAACCGAUGGGAAGGUCAGAUCUCGCUCAAGACUACCUGAAACAGGAACCAUCUCCCCCGGUCAUAGGCUCAACUAGUUCUGAGGAAGGGGAUUCGGUCCCACUGUCGGAUGAUUCCGAGAUACUCGUCCCUGCUUCUGAUUCUGAUUCUGACGAGGAGUUGCCACUGGAGGUCAAGAAGCCCUUUCAGGAAGCUGCUUUUGCAGGUCUUGGCAAGGACGUCGAACAUGAUGUCCAAGAGCCGCCCGAUGUUGCUAUUGUCGAUGUGGAAAGGAAAAUCAAAAGGACUUUAGAUAGCCCAAUAGGCGGCCUACAUGCGAAAUUAUCUCGUCUGUCCAUCACGCCAGAGGCACACUUAUGGACCCAACACGAAGUAUCCCCCUCAUCGACUCUCAAAUGCGCGCCAGUGUCUCCCGUGCUCGAGCGCUCGACGACGCCCACGGCGCCAUACACUCGCUCCUUUGUGGACGUUGACGGUUGGGGCGCGUUUGCGUUCGAGAAUGAUGAUCCGGUUGCCAUCUUGUCGUGGGAACCCAAGGCAUCUGAACCAGACUCCGCAUCUGAUCUUGACAUCCUCGGCUAUCAAGCGGAGAAUAGUGGCACGCAGAGUCACCGUGCCAGUGGGGUCAUGAUCACUGACUCGGAUGGUCAUUUACCUGUGGGAGAUGGCGGAGAAGACGCGGAGCUCUUGGCCAACAACAAUGAAGCAAUGUCGCUUAUCUCAAUUGACGACCAUAUGCCCGCCUAUGAGUUGUGGGAUGUGAAGGACUUGCAAGCAAGAUACGGCUAUCGGCCUGUCAAGAACCAUACAGUGCUCGUCAGAUUGGCCAUAGAAUGCUGGAAGGCUUUGGCUGCUGAUCCCGAGUCGCCCUCGAGCCCGCCCGGUCCUCUAUUAGACAGUGCAACUUGGUCUGUGGCUGUCCAGUCUUUGCCUGGCGGUCAAAUGGGCGACAUCGCUGAGACGGAGGAUCCGCAAGCUACCGAGAUGAGUUGUCAGAAGGUCAAGAAGCCUGAAGUUGAAGAGGAUCUUGAUCAAGUCUUUUACGGUGUUAUCAAAGAGGAUUUUGAUCUUUAUCUACGAGUGCUUCGAUACGAGCCCCUGAGCUUGGAUGAGCUCAUCAGUAAAAGUCUAAGAGCUGGCAUCACCAAAAAAGGCUGGAAGGCCCAUCUGAAACGGUAUCUGGAUUUGCAAAGCAUAACUUAUUUCACCGAAGACCCUACCAAGCAACGCCAGAGACACUGA